Molecule: messenger RNA, 732 nt
Organism: Ananas comosus (pineapple)
Lineage: Eukaryota; Viridiplantae; Streptophyta; Magnoliopsida; Poales; Bromeliaceae
Product: ethylene-responsive transcription factor 1B-like
Exons: 1
Coding region: 62-631 (189 amino acids)
Biological process (GO): regulation of DNA-templated transcription; ethylene-activated signaling pathway
Molecular function (GO): DNA-binding transcription factor activity; DNA binding
Source: RefSeq, a predicted model, not a curated record
UUCGCAAUUCGCAACUUCUCUCUCUCUCUCUCUCUCUCUCUGUUUUUUUUUUUAAGUAUUAAUGGAUUCUUCACUCCUACUACUCGAAGGAUCGCUCCCUUUCGAUGUGAACGAUAGCGAAGAGACGCUCCUCUACGACACGCUCGCGGAGGCGGCCACGGAGACCGUGGGGGGAUCCCGGGGCCGUGGUCGUCCCUCCGAUCGGCCGUAUAUCGGGGUCCGAAAGCGUCCUUCGGGGAAAUUCGCUGCGGAGAUACGCGACUCGGCGCGGGGCGGGGAGCGGGUGUGGCUGGGGACGUUCGAGAGCGCUGAGGCGGCCGCCCUGGCCUAUGAUCAGGCGGCGUACGCCGUGCGGGGGGCGGCCGCGGUGCUCAAUUUCCCCGUGGAGCGCGUAAAGGAGUCGCUGCGGUGGCUCGAGGAGGCGGCGGGGGGCGGGGACAGCGACGACGGUUCGCCGGUGGUGGCGCUAAAGAAGAGGCAUUUGAUCAGGAGGAGGAGGGGGGGGACCGGGGGGUCGAAAUGUAAAAAGGGCGCGGGGGAGGGGGUGAAGCGUAAUAUUUUUGAGUUUGAGGAUCUGGGCGAGGAAUAUUUGGAGGAGCUUCUAAGCGCAUCAGAGCUUGCCACGUGUUGAUUAUAGUGUACGAUUAAUUAGAGAGCUACUAUUAUUAACUGUUGUACUAAAUUUUAUUUCUUAAAUACUUAAUAAAAAUUAAGACAAAGAUUUAAUAUUUA